GGGUUUCCUUUAUUUUUCAUGGGGUUUUCUUGGUUUGCUUUCUUUUUUGUGGGAUUUUCAGGGUUAGAUCGAAAAAAUAGCAACUUUAGAUGCAUAAAAACAUAUUAAUUACAAGCAUUUUUGUGUGAGUGUGAUUUUGGGUGUUAUAUACUCAUUCCAAAAAUAGAAGUAGUUUGGUUCCAUAUCAAUGGCGAGAACAAAGAUAAAGAUCAAAAGAAUCGAUAACAUAACCGCACGGCAAGUGACUUUCUCAAAAAGAAGAAGAGGGCUUCUGAAGAAAGCCGAAGAACUCGCUGUUCUUUGUGAUGCGGAUGUUGCUCUCAUCAUCUUCUCAGCCACCGGAAAACUCUUUGAGUAUGCAAGUUCUAGCAUGCCCGAAAUGCUAGGAAGGUAUAAGCUUCAUUCCGAUAAGAGUCGCGAUAAAGUAGACGAGCCUUCUCUCAACCUGCAGCUAGUAGAAAAUGAUGAUGUGAGAUUGAGCAAAGAGAUCAAUGACAAGAAUGAUGAACUCAGCAGGCAAUUAAGUGGGCAGGACCUUCAGGGAUUAACCAUAGAUGAACUUGAAAAAUUGGAGAACUUACUCCAAGGAGGCUUAGACCGUGUUAUUAAAACCAAGGAUGAAAAAAUUGGUAACGAGAUAUUCAACCUCCAAAUGAAGGGUGCUAAGUUGAUGGAAGAAAACAAGCUACUCAAAGAACAAAUGACGAUACUUUCAAAUGGAAAGAAGCCACGAUCUAUGUGUACUGAUGCCGGUAACUUAACGAGUAACCCCGAAGAUCAAGGCCAGUCAUCGGAAUCGGUAACUACUAAUGUAUGCAGUUGCAAUAGUGGUCCUCCCCCUGAGGAUGAUGGCUCGAUUACUUCACUUAAACUCGGGUUGCCAUUUAACUAAUGUUGAAAAAGGCAAAGAUGAGUUGAUAUUCGUACCAAGGGCUUGAGCAUAUGAACGUCACACUCCCAUAUGUCGGGGAGUUUGUUUUUAUUCAUACCAUUUAUGAACAAUUUCUCAGUCUAUCACAGUUAUGUUCUCUAUCCAGACAUGUUUAAACCAAGAUAUACUUUUCGUUUAUUGCAGUAAGAAACAUAAUAUUAAUAUGUUGAGUUUUGGAUUA
Molecule: messenger RNA, 1112 nt
Organism: Helianthus annuus (common sunflower)
Lineage: Eukaryota; Viridiplantae; Streptophyta; Magnoliopsida; Asterales; Asteraceae
Product: MADS-box protein AGL24
Exons: 9
Coding region: 188-892 (234 amino acids)
Biological process (GO): positive regulation of transcription by RNA polymerase II
Cellular component (GO): nucleus
Molecular function (GO): DNA-binding transcription factor activity, RNA polymerase II-specific; RNA polymerase II cis-regulatory region sequence-specific DNA binding; protein dimerization activity
Source: RefSeq, a predicted model, not a curated record